CUUCCGGUGAUCUGAAGCUUGGUGUGAAGAGAAGCAUGUCUGGCUGCCGGCUCUUGUCGCGUGGGGCAGUGGCUGUGGCCGCGGCGGCGAUUGCAGCGCGAGCUUCCCGGGUGUCCAGGGUCUUCACGGCGACGCACCGCCCGCUGCACACCAGUCUGCGGAGCUGCUCCUUCGCCAAGGAGCUUUUCCUGGGCAACAUCGAGCAGAAAGGAGUCUUCCCGUUUCCCGAAGUUGGUCAGGAUGAGCUUGAUGAAAUCAAUCAGUUUGUGGGACCACUGGAAAAAUUCUUUACUGAAGAAGUGGACUCUCGAAAAAUUGACCAGGAGGGAAAAAUUCCAGUUGACACCUUAGAAAAAUUGAAGAGCCUGGGACUUUUUGGGAUACAGGUCCCAGAAGAAUAUGGUGGCCUGGGCCUCUCCAACACCAUGUAUGCCCGGCUUGGGGAGAUCAUCAGCAUGGACGGCUCCAUCACCGUGACCCUGGCAGCACACCAGGCUAUUGGCCUCAAGGGGAUCAUCUUGGUUGGCACUGAGGAACAGAAGGCCAAGUAUUUGCCCAAACUGGCAUCUGGGGAACACAUCGCAGCCUUUUGCCUAACAGAGCCAGCCAGUGGGAGUGAUGCUGCCUCCAUCCAGACCAGAGCCACGUUAAGUGAAGAUAAGAAGUACUUUGUCCUCAAUGGCUCCAAGGUUUGGAUCACCAAUGGAGGACUGGCCAGUAUUUUUACUGUAUUUGCAAAAACUCAGGUGGUUGAUUCUGAUGGUUCAAUAAAAGACAAAAUCACUGCAUUCAUAGUAGAAAGAGAUUUUGGCGGAAUCACUAAUGGGAAACCUGAAGAGAAAUUAGGCAUUCGAGGCUCCAACACAUGUGAAGUCCAUUUUGAAAAUACCAGAGUGCCUGUGGAAAAUGUCCUUGGAGAAGUUGGAGGUGGCUUUAAGGUAGCUAUGAACAUCCUCAACAGCGGGCGAUUCAGCAUGGGCAGUGCUGUGGCUGGGAUGCUCAAGAAACUGAUUGAACUGACUGCUGAGUAUGCCUGCACAAGGAAGCAGUUUAAUCGGAAUCUCAGCGAAUUUGGUUUGAUCCAGGAAAAGUUUGCGCUAAUGGCUCAGAAGGCAUACGUAAUGGAGAGCAUGGCCUACCUCACCGCGGGGAUGCUAGACCAACCAGGAUUUCCCGACUGCUCUAUCGAGGCAGCCAUGGUGAAGGUGUUCAGCUCCGAGGCUGCCUGGCAGUGUGUGAGUGAGGCUCUACAGAUCCUUGGGGGCUCGGGCUACAUGAAGGACUACCCCUAUGAGCGUAUGCUGCGUGAUGCCCGCAUCCUUCUCAUUUUUGAGGGAACCAAUGAGAUUCUUCGGUUGUUCAUUGCCCUGACAGGCCUGCAGCAUGCUGGACGCAUCCUGACCUCAAGGAUCAAAGAGCUUAAAAGCGGCAAUGUGAUCACAGUCAUGGAGACAAUUGGUCAGAAGCUUCGGGACUCGCUGAGCCGAACUGUGGACCUAGGACUGUCAGGCAAACCUGCCGUUGUACAUCCCAGCCUUGGAGACAGUGCCAACAAGCUUGAGGAAAAUGUGUAUUACUUUGGUCGGACUGUUGAAACCCUGUUACUCCGGUUUGGAAAGACCAUUGUAGAGGAGCAGCUGGUGCUGAAGCGGGUGGCCAACAUCCUCAUCAACCUGUAUGCCAUGACUGCCGUGUUGUCACGGGCCAGCCGCUCCAUCCGAACUGGGCUCCCGAAUCACGACCAUGAGGUUCUGCUGGCCAACAUGUUCUGUGUGGAAGCUUAUUACCAGAACCUCUUCAGCCUGUCUCAGCUGGACAAGUAUUCUCCAGAAAACCUGGAUGAGCAGAUUAAGAAAGUGUCUCAGCAGAUCCUUGAGAAGCAAGCCUACAUAUGUGCCCACCCUCUGGACAGGACAUCCUGAGGCUAGGACAGUGCCCCUGUACCUACUACCUAGCCCAGGUUAACAUUAUUCAGCAUCUUCAGAAGACUGAAUCCUUGAUCCUUGUGGACUCUGUGUCAUUUGUAUAUAGUAAAGCAAUAGUAUGAACAACUAUUGCUCUGCAAAAGAGUGGUAGGUAGGUGUUGGCCUGUAGGUCCUGCGUCCAAGAGAUACCAUCUUGUGAAGGAAAGGAAGGAAGGAAGGAAAGACGGAAGCAAGGAAGGAAGGAAGCAAGGAAGGAAGGAAGCAAGGAAGGAUGGACGGAUGGGCGGACGGACGAACCAAAUUGUUAAAGAAAGAUGGAACCAGAUUAGUGGUGGCUCCUAUGUGUGGCUACAAAUGAUCAUUGAUCUCCAUGGAAAUGGCUCACUUCUAUGGCACAAAGUUCACAGGGAACUAGGGUGUAGGUAGCCAUUCCUACUAAACUAUACACUGAAGAAGCAAGCUGAGUCCAUAUCACCUACUAAAACCGCAUAUAGUCUGUGUAAGGAACCUUCUAAUAGAAAAGAAUGUAAAGUAUCACUAUUCAUGUCCCAUCUUCCAAUCAUGAGGGUGUCUUAACAAUAAAAUGUCUUCUUGGGUAUUGUA
This is a messenger RNA of Arvicola amphibius (Eurasian water vole), 2528 nucleotides long. It is a transcript of the gene Acad9, whose product is annotated as acyl-CoA dehydrogenase family member 9. The transcript is spliced from 18 exons. NCBI's taxonomy places the organism in Eukaryota, Metazoa, Chordata, Mammalia, Rodentia, Cricetidae. The record is from RefSeq and is a predicted model, not a curated record. Gene Ontology annotation, molecular function: flavin adenine dinucleotide binding; acyl-CoA dehydrogenase activity. Bases 36 to 1922 code for a protein of 628 amino acids.